AUGCGCGACAAGGUGGCGGAGAUCGACGGCGCCCACAAGGAGAAGCAGGCGCAGCUCAAGGCGGUGCAGGGGCGCCUGGGGCAGCUGCGCAAGAGCCAGGGGCUGCUGGAGCAGCGGGAGAGGCUGGAGCUGGCCGCGGUCUGGGCGGUGGUGCGGGAGCGCGAGGAGGAGCUGGCCAGCAUUGACGCCAAGCUGGGGUCCAUGCGCAGCAGCAAGCGCGGUCAGCUGGAGGAGCAGGCGGCGCGGCUGGACGAGCGGCUGGACGCACUCAGCAGGGAGCGGAGCGAGCUGGUGGGCAGCCCCCUUUGA
Monoraphidium neglectum is the source of this 309-nucleotide messenger RNA. RefSeq lists its product as hypothetical. Lineage: Eukaryota; Viridiplantae; Chlorophyta; Chlorophyceae; Sphaeropleales; Selenastraceae. The coding region runs from base 1 to 309 and encodes 102 amino acids. The record is from RefSeq and is a predicted model, not a curated record. The transcript has 2 exons.